UAGAGAACGUACAAUAUUUCUGUAUAUAUCGUAUAAGAAGUGGUACGGUUCUAAGAAGAAAUUGAUUUUACACUGUCUAACUUAGCACCGUCAGCGUAGUAUCAUACGAGUAUGAAAACUUAAUAGUUGUGUCAGAGGCCACCAGAUAGCGAAUGCUUACAAUGCGAAUUCAACGAGACAUUUAUUGAUGCACGUUAAUCUUGUGUUGGAGUAAUUCGCGUUACGCGUAUAGAAGAAUUCAUUACCUGACGAUAUAUCGCGCUAAUCACUUACCCUUAUUUGACAAUCAAUCGCCGAAAACGAGCAAUCGCAGAGCCAUUGCACAGCAAUUGCGGCACAGUCCGCAACCGUGGCUUAAUAAACUCGCAUAGAAAUGUUCAACACGCGAUGCAAUCCCACGUAACAUCGAUUGACUAUUUAGUAGGUCUGACGGAUGACGAAAAUAUCUCAUUUGAAAGUAGCGCGUUCUCAUGACGGUCCGACAAGAAAUAAAAAUACAUCACUCGCGGCAGCAAUCCGCUCCCAAUGGGAGCGGGCGCGAAUGCGCGUAAUGCAUUAAAUUAGUCUCAGUCCUGUGGUUCAAUUAUCCGUUGUCAUAACAGUUUAUUGACAAUCUGAUUUAGACAGUCUUCGACGAUUGAUAAUCUUCUCGUUAUUAUGUCAAAACGAUAACGAUAAAACUAUGAUGUAAAAAAAGAACAAUGACGUAUAUUGUUACACAUCAUGCAACAGUACCUAAUUGGUUUCUCGCAAUCCCCCGUCGUCAUUUCGAAGAAUUAUAUUUUUAUCUAGCGACGUCACAAAUGUAAUGUGCAUAGUUACGCUCUGAACAAUGUGACUCAUGCUUUUAAUAAUUUAGAAACUAAUUUCUUACGCGUGGAGUAGUACUAUUAAAUGACUCAGCUGUUUUGAAGAAAUUUCAUCGCGUGUUUCAAUAUUAAAUAAAUAUAAAAAUUGCGGUUAAAGUCUAUCAAAAUUUCUCACAGUAGAUUCAGAAUAUACAUCUUGUUUAUCUCUCGUCCAAUCAUUCGAAUACAAAUUACCCUUUCUUCAAAUUCGUAGAAGCGAUGUUUUCUUUUAUACAUAGAAUAUUCUUUCACUCGUCAGAGCUACUUUCUUCGAUCAUUAAAAUAAUAUCACGAUAUACUAUUUGUGCUCCUCAUUAUUCCAAUGAUGAACGAUUGUCCUCUAAUUUCUAAUAACGUCAUCAAUCUCUCGUCCGCACAUUUCCUCCUUACGACGAAGACCCAGGGAGAAGAAGACUCCCACCACCACCGAACUAUCAUAAGGGAUACAUUGCACGCACCCCGAUGACGUUCACAGUGGGGUGCUGAUACGAACCAACCGCCCACGACUCUCGACGCCUGUUGGCGUCGUCGGCCUAGCGUCUAGCGAGUCAGACCACGCGAUACCAAAGUCGUGAGAGGAUUCGCGGUCGACGGACGUCCCGUCGGACCGGUUGUAUCCAGUCGUGUUCCCCACUUCGGAUCGCGUCGAUCGCCCGACCUCGAUCCUGCUUGAUACAAAGCCGAGCUCUCAUCACAUUCCACAAAUGCCGUCGCUCAGGACUUUUCGCAUCGAGUUCGACCGGCCGGGCGCUACUUACGCGCCCGGCGAUAUCGUCACCGGCGACGUCAUCGUCGACCUAGCCAGGGAGAAGACAAUCCGAGCACUGAAAUUGUCAAUAAAGGGAGAAGCUAAUGUUAGCUGGGAGAGAAGAAGGACUACCAAGGAUUCCCAAGGACGCAGUCACACCCACGUUGAUCAUUUCCGAGCAAGCGAACAGUAUUUUAACCUGACUUAUUACUUAUUGGGAAGUGCAGCAGGCAAUGGAGAGGUACAGAUGCCAGCGGGGUUUCAUAGAUAUUCUUUUAAUUUCUCACUGCCAUAUAAUAUACCAUGCAGCUUCGAACAUACGAACGGUCACAUCCGGUACACGAUGAAGGCCGUCAUCGACAGACCAUGGAGAUUCGAUCACGAGAGCAAAAUUGCGUUUACCGUGGUCUCAUCUUACGAUUUGAACUCUCGCAGUCAUCAGUGUGUCAGCGUAGAUGAAGAUGUGAUGGAGAGUUUUUGUUGUUUCUGUUGUUUCAACUUGGGUUCGAUGAAGGUACGUAUUAGAAUACCGACGACGGGGUUCGUCCCGGGACAAUCGAUAGAGACUAUGGUCAACCUAUAUAAUACUAGCAGUGUCAAUGUGACGAAGAUCUGCGUUAAACUGGAACGGUCAUUAGAAUUCCACGCGAAAUCACCGUAUAAUACGACCAAGACGGAUAAGGCGGUCGUAAAAGCCGAGAAAAGUGUGGGACCAUUCGGCCAACAAGCCGACAUUACCUCACGAUUACAGGUUCCGCCGAUACCGCCAUCCCAGUUGGAAUGUUGCAGUAUAAUAGAUCAGAAAUAUUCCUUGCGCGUUACAAUUCACGUCUCUGGAGCGCAUUGCAGCAUCGUCAAGGUUUACCCGAUCUUGAUCGGAACAAUUCCAUUACAAUCUACUAUUACAUCUGCAUCCUAUAUGCAAACCGUGCAGCCUACAGCUCCUAUAAUACCCGAUUAUGAUCCACCACCGCCGAUGCCCGCGUCUCCAGACUACGCACCACCAAACGUGCCCUAUCCUGCGGCAAUAGGUUUUAUCUCUCCAAAUCAACCCAGCACGUCGACUAACCCGUGGGACAUACCACCACCAUCGUACGAAGAAUGUAUGCAAAGAGCGGAUAGCAUCAAAGACGAAGACGAGUCAAAUUACGUGCAUGGUGCCAACGAACCCUUUGCACCGAGAUAUCCAGUCUUUAAUUUCACACCGCCAUAUUCAUCUGAAAAGUAAACAAAAACGAAAUGCCUACCCUGGAAAAUAAGCAGAAACAAGGUGGACGAUACAUCAAGUAGUAACUAAUUAAGUUACUUCCACUCAACGUGUUUGUGAUGAUGAAGAAGCAAGUCAGGAAAUAAAAAAACUGAUCAAAUCAAGCUCUGAUCGCUACUACCUCAUAUAGGAUCUUAUGUGAAUGUUCAACUUUUUUAGUAUAUAUUCAACUUUUUUAAGUAUAAAUUAAUCACAUAUAUGUAUAUAUAUAUUCACAUAUAUACGUAUUUUUAUACUUUAUAUCACACUCUGCUUAUAUGAUUACAAAUGUAUUAUGCAGUUUUAUGCGGAACAAAUUACAUAUAAUGUACAAUGAAGAACAUAAUUUUGCGAUAAAUAUUUUGUAUGCAAUGUUUGUUUAUAAUAGCAGUUAAUACACUAGAAUGGUUUUAAGGAAGAUCAAGGAACAGAGAUCCGUAAGAAG
This is a messenger RNA of Temnothorax curvispinosus, 3287 nucleotides long. RefSeq names its product arrestin domain-containing protein 17-like. NCBI's taxonomy places the organism in Eukaryota, Metazoa, Arthropoda, Insecta, Hymenoptera, Formicidae. The coding region runs from base 1553 to 2824 and encodes 423 amino acids. Gene Ontology annotation, cellular component: cytoplasm. Gene Ontology annotation, biological process: protein transport. The record is from RefSeq and is a predicted model, not a curated record. The transcript is spliced from 8 exons.